AGCUGAGGAAGAGAUGUGAACAUAUGUGAGAUAAAAGGGAAGUAAGUUUGUUUCAGUAGCUGACAACCAGAAGAGGAUAUGGUUGGCUCCCCAGUGUGUUUCAUCCUCAUGUCUCUCCUCUGCCAGUUCAUAGGGCCAGCAGCGUCUAGAGAUCUGAAGAAGCUGGUUGGUGCCCUUGGCGGAUCUGUGACUUUCCCUCUGAACCACUCAGUAAAGAAGGUUGGCAGCAUUGUCUGGAUCUUCAACACAACUCUCGUGACCUUACAGCCACAAGAGUCAAAUAAGUCAGCCAUUGUCAUAGUGACCCAAAGCCAUAAAAAAGAAAGAGUGAGCUUCCCAAAUAGAGACUACUCCCUGAAGCUCAGCAAGCUGCAGAAGAAUGACUCGGGCACCUACCGUGUGGAGAUACACAACCCACUCCACCAGCUGCCCUUCACCCAGGAGUAUGUGCUACGUGUCUAUGAAUACCUGUCCAAGCCCAAAGUCACAAAAGGUCUGCAGAACAAAAAGAAUGACACCUGUAUGACCAAUCUGACAUGCUCCAUGGAACAGGGUGAAGAGGAUGUGACUUACAGCUGGAAGAUAGCCAAUGAGUCCCAUGACGGCUCCGUCCUCCCCGUCUCCUGGAGACUGGGGGAAAAGAACAUAAACUUCAUCUGUGUGGCCAGCAACCCCAUCAGCAACAGCUCCUCAAACCCCAUCUCUUCCUGGAACCUGUGUGAAGGUACCGCUGGUGAUACAAAUGCACCCAUGUUUUUACUGUACUUCCUGUUGGCCACCUUGCUCAGUGUCCUCGUAUUUGGACUCGUACUUAUUUCAAGUAUGCAGAGAGACAGAAGAAAAGAGUUCACUGGAGAGAAGGAGGGAGUGGAAAUACAUCAGGAAAUUCCUGACGUCUGCCUCCCUUCAGGAGCGACCACAGUGUAUGACACCAUCUCUCACCAUAAUAAAUUGACCCCAGAGGAAGAGCCAGUAAAUACACUUUAUUCCACCGUUCAGAUACACAAAAUGGAGGAGAAACCCCACGCACUGUUCGAGAUUCUGGACACACCAGUGCUACCUGCCUAUGAGAAUAUCUAAACAGCAGUGCACUCUCCUCAAAUUUCAUUCCAAAAGGAAAGAGGCAAAAGGACUUACUGACUGGAUCAGAAACAUCAAGGAAGAAUAAGGAACACUGAUUUCCUUCCAGAAUUAAGCUGGCUCAGCGUUCCUGGGCCGUCCUUUAUGCUCCUUCAAGUUUAAGAGUUCGUCAUUCUACCCGCUGCUAAGAAAUCUCCUCAAACUCAGGAUGGAAAUGUGGCUUUCUAGAAGCCAACCCAAGAAAGGGGCUUAGAGGUGGCCGUGUUGAAAUAGAAAUGCCAUGGCACUUGUAUUAGUGACUGCCGCUGUCCUGUGUGAAGCCACUGCACCCAAGGCUUGGAGUUUGGGAAUAAAGCAAGAGAUCAAGAAGGAUGGAACAGACAGACAUGUCCAGCAGAAGCAGACAGACCUGUUGCUGUCAGUCGAUCCCAACUCAUAAUGACCCUAUAGGACAGAGUAGAAUUGCACCAUAGGGUUUCCAAGGCUGUAAUCUUUACAGAAGCCGACUGCCACAUCCUUCUCCUGCUGAGUGGCUGGUGGGUUCAAACCACUGACCUUCCGGUUAACAGCGGAGCACUUAACCUCUCCGCCACCAGAGCUCCUUAGAAGCAGACAUAGCAGUCGAAAAUGGAUUCAUUGAUUCAAAAAAUAUUUAUUGAGCAUCCGCUAUGAGCCUGGCACUGGGCUGAGCUUACGCUGAUUGGUCAGACAAUGCUCCCUGCAUUCAUGAAAUUGGCCCCUCUUGAACUACUUCCGUAGGCAGUUGCUGCAGGCAUGACCACAGAUUCCCAGCGCCCAGAGGGGUCAAAUGUGGAUCCACAGGAUUUGGGAAUCAGAGCACAAGGACUGAGAAGCCAGAUGGAAGACCAGGUUUGGCUGGAACCAUCAGAAGCAGUCAUGGCCCAGGGCCAAGGACCACUGCCCCCAGCCCAUUUACACGCUUGUGCUGCAAGUGAGAAGCCCAGACCUUAAACCCGGCACAGGAGACCAUCUCAAAGGGAAAAUGGUCUAAAGGCACAAUUUGAAUCAAGAAUAGGAGGCCUGGAGUUAAGAAGUGGUGUUUACUUGCAAAACUUUAAAGUCACUUAAUUCAUCCAACAUGUAUUUAUUAGGAACAAGCUCCCAAGAAACAGGUCAGCCUGGCCAAUAGAAUAGCCAUGACCCCUGCCCCCGCUGAGCUUGUCUUUGUAAUGAAGCGAAAAACAUUGCUUUUGAUGUGUUCUGUGAUACAUAUCUUAGGUGGGGUUCCUGGGAAGGGGCUCGAUGCCCCAGGUAUAGGGGUGGGAAGUAAGAUGGAGAAAUGUGGGUUAAAAUUUGUGAAAAAGAAAAAAUAACUGAAAAAAAACUUCCGACGUAAGAUGGCCAAAGUAAGACCCUUUGCAGUCGAGUCGAUUCCGACUUCUAGUAACCCUAUAGGACAGAGUAGAACUUCCCCAUAGAGCUUCCAAGGAGCACCUGGUGGAUUCGAACUGCCACCUUUCUGGUUAACAGUUGUAGCACUUAACCUCUACACCACCAGGGUUUCCCUAGCCAAGGUAAGAGAUGAUAAAUCUUGUAGAAAAAACUAAGGAGGGGGAGACCCUGAGGCUGAUUUGGGAUGCUAACCAAAAUGUCAGCAGUUCGAAUCCAGCAGCUGCUCCUUGGAAACCUUAUGGGGCAGUUCUAUGGUCGCAAAGAGUCGGAAUCACGUCAACGACAAUGGGUUUGGUUUGGUUUUAUAUUUAUUACUACAAUUUUCUGGAAAAAAGUAUAUGUCGUAUUUUUAAUAAAAUAAGUAUGUCUU
Messenger RNA from Loxodonta africana (African savanna elephant), 2863 nucleotides. RefSeq names its product SLAM family member 7 (gene SLAMF7). Gene Ontology annotation, cellular component: external side of plasma membrane. The transcript is spliced from 7 exons. Gene Ontology annotation, biological process: T cell activation. NCBI's taxonomy places the organism in Eukaryota, Metazoa, Chordata, Mammalia, Proboscidea, Elephantidae. The record is from RefSeq and is a predicted model, not a curated record. The coding region runs from base 79 to 1080 and encodes 333 amino acids.